Adineta ricciae is the source of this 903-nucleotide messenger RNA. The record is from the annotation of a GenBank genome assembly. Lineage: Eukaryota; Metazoa; Rotifera; Eurotatoria; Adinetida; Adinetidae.
AUGAAUGACACGAGCAUUUCUGAAGAACCUCAAUGGAGCCGUCAUCUGAAAUUUUAUAUUUUCACUUCGAUUCAAUUGCCAUCGAUAUGUGUAGCUGUCUUUAUUCUUUAUCGGUUUUAUUAUUCAACGAAAAUUCAUUCGCGUUUGCAUUAUCAUUCGUUGCUCACCUUACUAACCAUUGCUUUUCUGGAAUUGAUCACUGAAUUACCACUCACACUGCAAUUUCUCUAUUCCGGUCGAGUGCGACCUGCAUUCAGUUGGUUUUGUCUCGUUUGGAUAUGGUACAAUUGCUCACUUCAUUCCAUGAAUCUCUUUCUCAUGGCAUGGACGUCAAUUGAACGACAUAUUCUAAUCUUUCAUUCUCAUCUUCUUCAGUCAUCUCAACAAAAAUUCCAGCGACACUAUUUACCGAUCAUAUUUUCUCUUUUCUACAUUCCUCUCUUCUAUUUCAUAUGUAUUUUUGUUUACUCCUGUGAGAAUACAUUUAACUACACCAUACUUUUAUGUGGUUCUAUUUGUUACAAUAAUCUCCCGUGGUUAGCAGCAUUCGAUUGGAUCGUUCAUAUCUGUGUUCCAUCGUCAAUCAUUCCAGUUGCGAGUAUCAUCCUCCUGAUUCGAGUGAUAAUACAGCGAAAGAAAAUGAAACGAACAUUAAAUUGGAAAACAAUUCGUAAAUUAACUUUACAGUUGAUGUUUAUAUCAAGUCUAUACUCGAUCUUUUGGGUAUCGUACGCAUUGAUUAUCGUCAUUCGUUUGUAUUUCAUUCCGACGUUUCUUCCUGUGAUCAUCAAUUACUAUUUUUUGUAUUUGCCUUACUUCGUUCAGCUUUUCAUGCCAUUUCUAUGUUUAAUCUGUUUGCCUGAAUUAUGGCGUCAAAAGCUGCGCGUUGUUCCAUUAGUCUGA